AUGCACAUCCGAGGUUCCCCCCGGCGCAUCAUCAUUGACACCGACCCAGGUGUGGAUGACGCCUUGGCGAUUCUGCUGGCCCUGGGCUGCCCAGAGCUCCAGGUGGAGGCUCUGUCCAUCGCCAUGGGCAACGGCAAGGACAUUCGAGCGCUUGGUUCGAAUGCCAAGCUGCUGUUGCGUUUGGCGAACGCAGAGACGGUGCCUGUAAGCCUGGGCGCGCAGCCUGAGGGAGAUGUCUCAGAAGGUGCCACAGUCAAGCGUCGAGGCAUGAAGGAGCAGCUGGUGCACGGAGCUGACCACAUGGGCAAUGUAGGUGUGAAAUAUGGCAAGCGUGAUGCGGACUAUUCAGGCUUUCACCAGCUGCCAGCACCGGAGCUGAUCUACGAUGUUACGCUGGUCUGCAUCGCUUCCCUUCACAACGUGGCCUCCGCACUGCAAGAGCAUCCCGACCUCCCGGAGCUGGUCCGCGAGGUGGUGAUCAUGGGCGGUGCCUUCGGGGAGCGCCGCGGCAACCGCACGCCCUCGGCGGAGGCCAACUUUUUCGACGGCCCCGAGGCGGCCCAGGGUGAGGAGGUUCGCGUGGAGGUGGAGACUGCGGGGGUGAUCACCAAGGGCAUGUCCAUCGCGGACUGGAAGGGCCAGUGGGGAAAGCCUCCCAAUUGCCUGCUGCUGCGGCAGAUGCUUGGAUCCGCGACCAACCUGCGUUCUACCGUGCUUUCGUCGGUGCAAUGCAGCGACUUCCGCGCCCGUCAAGCUGAGCUGGAAGCUGACUUCAUCGUUCGCCUGAACAAUGCUGCCAAAGCGCUCUUGAAGCCGGACAUAGCCGCGCAGGGCAAGGCUGCGUGGGAAGCUUUGGCAGAAGACUUGGCGCAAGGCCUGGUGGAGUCGGGAGGCCAAUUCCAGCAAUUGGUGCAGCGACUGCCGAAGGAGGUCUCCUGGGACAAGGCCAGCUUUCAGUCUGCCUGGCUGGAGCUGCAGCAGGAGGACGCCAAGCUUGCACCAGAGGUGCGGCGCCUUGCGGAGACGGCGGAGCAGAGGCGGCGCCGAGUGGAGCGCCUUUGCUCGACUCGCUGGGCGCACGCAGGUCGUAGUGUUCUCAUUGGCAAUGCGACGCAGGAACGACAGCCAAUCCCAGAGUCUGGGCAUUUUUGUAGCUCGUUGCAGAUUUUGAGCGGAAAGAACGAAGUGAGCGGACACCUUGCUUUGGCCGGCCAGUUUUCACCCCAGAAAAUGAGCGGAAAGCGGCGGGAUGAGCGGACAUCAGCGGGACAUGAGCGGAUGUUUUUGUUUUUUUUGGACAGGGAUUCUGGUUUCGGCGUGGUCUUUUCUUGGGGCUGGCCACACGUGUUGAAGGGUGUCGAUCGAAGCGUGACAUGCUGA
This is a messenger RNA of Effrenium voratum, 1380 nucleotides long. The record is from the annotation of a GenBank genome assembly. NCBI's taxonomy places the organism in Eukaryota, Dinophyceae, Suessiales, Symbiodiniaceae.